AUGGCUCAGUGGGAGGAACGGAGGAUUUCAUCCCAAAUCGUGGAUAAUAAGAAUGCCGCACAGCAUAGCGGCAGGAACAGAAGUUCAUCCUCAGAAUCCGCGUGCUCCCAGUUGUGUUUGAGAGGCAGACGAGCAGUUGAUAUUGCCCUCGGUUUCUCCAGAACCGGCCAGCCUUCCACCGUCUCCCUUGGCCUAAAACCUAAAUCCAUCUUCUCAGGAGACUAUCUACCUUCUCGUCAACCACAUCAACUCCCACAUACUGUUAUUUCCAUCGCCCGCCUCGCUGAACAGGAAAUGCCGUCGGCGUUGAGCAAGCGCCAGCAGGCGCGCCACGAGCGGACUUUGCAGGAAUUGAUAAAUACCGUCCCUGGGAAUGACCGUUGUGCAGACUGUCAGGCGCGUAAUCCCGGAUGGGCAAGCUGGAAUCUCGGAGUUUUCCUCUGUAUGCGAUGUGCGGCACUGCACCGCAAGCUCGGCACGCAUAUAUCUAAGGUGAAGUCGUUGAGUAUGGAUAGCUGGUCUCAAGAUCAAGUGGAUACUAUGAAAAGCAAUGGCAAUGCAACAGUCAACAAAAUAUAUAACCCUAAAAACAUAAAACCGCCGAUUCCAAUCGAUGCCGACGAGGUCGAUUCAGCGAUGGAACGCUUCAUCCGCCAAAAGUACGAGUCUAAAAUUCUCGAAGAUGGAAGACCCAAAAUUCCAAGUAGAGAGGAUCCAAGCUAUAUCGGAAAGCCGACAGAGGAGUCUCCUCCCCCACUUCCGCCAAAGCCAAGCAGGAGAUUUGGAUUUGGCCUUCGAUCGUCCUCUUCUCACUCCGGGUCAAAUAAAUCUUCGCCUCGCCGUGAGUCGUUUGGCUCAAUCUCACAGGGUUCACUCCACAAUAAUAAGCCGUCUCGCGCACUUGGCUUCAGCCUCAGUGAUUCCAACAGCUCCUUUGAAUCGAAACUGGCCAUGUUGCGAAAUAUGGGGUUUCCUGACGAUAAGCGAAACGCAACCAUCCUUCGAGGCUUAAAUGGUGAUGUUGAAAAAACAGUGGACGCUUUGGCCCCUUUACCAAGGUCACGUACGCCAACAUUGAAAACUCCUACAAGCACCAAAUCCUCCGAGCCAUACGAGCGUUCCACCCCGCUUAACUCCAACAAUCCGUUCGAUAAAAUGGGCACUUCAUCGUCUCGAGGCUCCGCGGGAAUAUCCAUCAAUCGUCGAGAAUCCCAAAGUACAACAGCGAGCACGGAUGAGGUAAGCUCCAGGAAGCCAACUUCUUAUAAUCCAUUCGACGUUCCUCCGGCGCAACAUGCCCCUGCGCCGACUCUAGAGCAAUCCUUUCAAAACCUCCAAGUGUCUCAACCCUUGUUUCCCAACAUGACAGGAGGAUAUCCAAGCCAAAGUGGUCAAGCUGCGUAUCUUAAAUACCAACAGCCAAUGACGCCGCCAGUUACCAUGACGUCGCAAAACGUCUUUGCUGGAUCUCCUGCUCCCCUUAAUGGCAGUUACAAUCCAUUUUUCCAAAGCCCUUCGACAUUCGAUAGCGCUACCUCUGCACCUCAGCAACCCAGCCUAUCCCCAACAAACCCAUACUUUGCACAUGCAGCGUCACAAGACAGCCGCCAAUCCCAGCUCCUCAACUCACUACAGCCUGCUGCCACAAGCAGCGCACCAGAGAUAUUCCAUCUCCAGCAUGCCAACACCAUGCCAAUGCUUCCUACGCUUUCAUUUACCACACCCCAACAGCACCAUCAGCAGCAACACCCGCAAUUUCCACAAAGCGCACCAAUCACCCCUGUCCACUCUACCUCCUUUUUCCAACCACAGUACACACAACAACCAUCACAAUAUUUCCAACCACCACAACCAACUAGGAUGGACAAGUCCAGCAUCCUCGCUCUGUACAACUUUUCAAAACCGCCUCCAACAAUCCUCGAGCAGCCUCAGCCGCAAACACAGCCCGAACCGCCUUCUUCCCAGGUGCAAGCAGUCCAACAACCGGUAAACCCGCUCCCUUUUCCCCCAGACAAUCCAACUGCCACGACAUCUCAGAUUCCCGAUGCGUCUCCCGCUGGUAGUCGCAAUCCCUUCUUUACAUCCAUGAACACCAAUAUCAUUCCAACCAACCCUUCGUCUGCAACCAGCGCGAGAGCGCAACCAAGGAGCACGCCCUUUGCUCGAGCACAUAUGAGCCAGGAGAGUGUGGACAUUGGCCGUGCCCAGAGUGGACGCCAUAGCCCUGAUGUGUUUGCUAGUUUAAGCGCAAGAUACGGAUGA
Molecule: messenger RNA, 2262 nt
Organism: Uncinocarpus reesii 1704
Lineage: Eukaryota; Fungi; Ascomycota; Eurotiomycetes; Onygenales; Onygenaceae
Exons: 6
Coding region: 1-2262 (753 amino acids)
Biological process (GO): intra-Golgi vesicle-mediated transport; endoplasmic reticulum to Golgi vesicle-mediated transport; endocytosis
Cellular component (GO): Golgi apparatus
Molecular function (GO): protein binding; GTPase activator activity
Source: RefSeq, a predicted model, not a curated record